Oncorhynchus masou masou (cherry salmon) is the source of this 1540-nucleotide messenger RNA. Its product is annotated as pituitary adenylate cyclase-activating polypeptide type I receptor-like. The record is from RefSeq and is a predicted model, not a curated record. Gene Ontology annotation, cellular component: plasma membrane. Lineage: Eukaryota; Metazoa; Chordata; Actinopteri; Salmoniformes; Salmonidae. Gene Ontology annotation, biological process: cell surface receptor signaling pathway; adenylate cyclase-modulating G protein-coupled receptor signaling pathway. The transcript is spliced from 11 exons. Gene Ontology annotation, molecular function: G protein-coupled peptide receptor activity; peptide hormone binding. The coding region runs from base 569 to 1540 and encodes 323 amino acids.
CAUCAGCCCAACCGACUAGUCAGAGUUUUGUCUUCUAAGUCUCCACAACACCGCUGCCCUAAAAUACCGUAUUUACAUUUAUGCAGCAACAAAUGGGGAACUGUAGGCUACCGUAAAGAUCUGAGUAGGUUGAUUCUACAGUAUGGGAAACCCAUGGACAGACUCGCUGUGGGAACUCAGAAGUUGUCUCUGUCUGUUUCCUGUCUGUCCCGCUGUCUCAGGUCUGUGAAGGUAAAGAUGUCUCUGAUGUCGAGCUGAAGGUACCGUCUCCCCUCGUGCGCAGGAGGGUGCACGUUGAGCGCGUGCUGCGGCUGCAGUGAUCAAAUACCUGUCAUCUCUUACUAGCUGCGCUGCGUUGCUUGAUAUUACCGACUGAACGGAGGAUUUACUGGGAACGGGAACUGAGAACAUACCGGCCCAAACCCCUCCGACUGGACACCAAUGGCUUCAUGACCCUCUGUGUUCCUAUGACUGCUGGAGUGCUGACAGGAGCUGUUUCUGUGGAUUACUUGGAACACACACACACACACACACACACCCACCCUUGCUGUACACCUCUCUGGUCAAGAUGAGAGGCCUCCUGCUGAUUACCAUUCUCCUCCUGCCGGUGGUGUGCUCCAUGUAUUCCGAGAACUCCGACUGUGUGGUCAAAAGACAGCAGGAGAGAUGUAUGGAGAGGAUCGCCCUGCACAACCUAACACACUACCUGGAUAAUGGCUGUCCGUGGAUGUGGGACGACCUGGCUUGUUGGCAGGAUGCAGCCGUAGGUGAAGUGGUAUCAGUCAGAUGCCCUGAAGUCUUUCAUGACCUCCUGAGUCCUGACGAUGAGAUUGGUUGGAUCAGUAGGAACUGUACAGCAGAGGGCUGGUCAGAAACAUUUCCUCACUACGUUGACGCCUGUCUGUCAGACGAUAACACCACCAGACCGGACAUGCACUAUGCGUCUGUGAAAGCUCUGUACACAGCAGGAUACAGCACCUCUUUGGUCUCUCUCACCACCGCCAUGACUAUACUCUGCAGGUUCAGGAAGCUCCACUGUACCAGGAACUAUAUCCAUAUGAACCUGUUUGUCUCCUUCAUGCUGAGAGCUAUCUCUGUGUUCAUCAAGGACGGGGUUCUGUACACCCAGGAGGAAGAAAACCACUGCUUCACACACACCGUGGAGUGUAAAGCAGUGAUGGUAUUAUUCCACUACUGUGUGAUGUCCAACUACUUCUGGCUGUUCAUCGAAGGCCUGUACCUCUUCACCCUGCUGGUCCAAACCUUCUUCCCAGAGAGGCGGUACUUCUACUGGUACACCGUGGUAGGGUGGGGUACUCCCACCAUUUGUGUAACUGUCUGGGCUGCUCUGAGGCUUCACUUUGAUGACACAAGUUGCUGGGAUACCAACAACACCACUGCCCUCUGGUGGGUGAUCAAGGGACCUACGGUCGUCUCCAUCAUGAUCAACUUUGUCCUGUUUGUUGGGAUCAUAGUCAUUCUGGUCCAGAAGUUGCAGUCGCCUGACAUCAGAGGGAAUGAGUCCAGUAUCUACCUGUAA